Messenger RNA from Gaeumannomyces tritici R3-111a-1, 1998 nucleotides. RefSeq names its product GPI mannosyltransferase 4. The record is from RefSeq and is a predicted model, not a curated record. Gene Ontology annotation, cellular component: endoplasmic reticulum membrane. Gene Ontology annotation, biological process: GPI anchor biosynthetic process. The coding region runs from base 323 to 1879 and encodes 518 amino acids. Lineage: Eukaryota; Fungi; Ascomycota; Sordariomycetes; Magnaporthales; Magnaporthaceae. Gene Ontology annotation, molecular function: alpha-1,2-mannosyltransferase activity. The transcript is spliced from 4 exons.
CGUCCCGCAGAGAUGGGUGUGGCAAGCGCAAAUUGGCUGCAUGAUCUGCCAGAUCCCUGCAAGGGUGCCAGCGAGACAACCUGUGGGUGAAAUCACCAGGUGCUCUCCUGUCUUUGAAAUUUCGACUCCCCUUCAUAACAAAACCAAUCAUUUCUCGCGCGCGAGCGCAUGCUACGGGGCCUGCCUGCUCUUGUUCCAUUCUCCAGCCCUCUUCUUCGAUUCGUCGCACUCAUUUCCUGCCCUGUUGCUCUGACCAUGACAUAUUUUGCUUCCUGCAGCCGCCUCCCGCGUCCUUCCUCUCCUUGCCCGGUGCCAGGCCAACAUGUGGCGACGCACAUAUCUCUUUCUGAUCCUCGUAAGGCUCUGGUUCGCGCUGUCGCCCAGUUAUAUUCACCCAGACGAGAACUUUCAAGGCCCCGAGGUCAUCGCAGGCCAGAUUUUCAGCUAUCCGGUUCGACACACUUGGGAAUUCACCAGCGACCGCCCGAUCCGAAGCGUCUUUCCACUAUGGCCGAUCUACGGGCUUCCUAUGCUCUUGCUUCGGUGGCUCUGGAUUGGGAAUGGCAAGGACGGGGAGAUCCCGCCGAUUGCCGUCUUCUGGUCGCUCCGAGUCCUGAUGUUCGUCCUCGGGUUUGUUCUCGAGGACUGGGCGAUCCAUGAGUUGAUCUCCUCGCCGCGCCACCGCCGGGUCGCCGUGCUUCUCGUCGCCUCCUCCUAUGUCACCUGGACGUACCAGACACAUACAUUUUCGAACUCGAUCGAGACAUUGGUUGUCGCGUGGAGCUUGGUGCUUACCGAGCGUAUCGUGGCAAGUCCGCGCGACGCACUCAUGGCCUCGGCGGUAUUGGGGAUGCUGGCAAUUUUCGGCUUCUUCAACCGAAUUACCUUUCCUGCGUUCCUCCUCAUUCCCGGAAUUCGGUUGAUCCCAUGCUUCUGGAAUAGGCCCUUGUCUCUCGCUGUGCUGUUGCUCUCUGCCUUGACUGCCACCGUCGUCGCUGUAAUACUCGACACGGCGUUCUAUACCAAGCACCAGGUGUCAUGGGCGGACAUUGUGUUCCACCCUGUCAUUACCCCUUUGAACAAUUUGCUAUACAAUAUCUCGCCAGCAAAUCUUGCUCAGCACGGUCUCCACCCGUGGUACCAACAUCUUCUGGCCAAUAUUCCGCUACUGCUUGGGCCUGGCGUCCUCCUACUCGUCAACGCUCAACUCUCGCCAAGGCUCUAUUCGGCCAUAUCCGGGCUUUUCGUCCUGUCGAUAUUCCAGCAUCAGGAAGCCAGGUUCUUGCAGCCUACUGUGCCUUUGAUCCUGUCGUCUGUGAAGCUCCCUAAAAGCCGUCCUCUUAGGCGGGCGUGGAUCACGGCGUGGAUCAUCUUCAAUGCGGCUAUGGGCGUGUUGAUGGGAGUCUAUCAUCAAGGCGGAGUCAUACCGACCCAAGUCUUUAUGAGCAAGCAGCCGGAUGCAACCAAGGCUAUCUGGUGGAAGACUUAUUCCCCUCCCAUCUGGCUGCUGAAUGGCAAGAACGAGGUGCUCGAAACUAUGGACGUGAUGAGUCUGGGAAGGGAGGACCUCUUUGCCCAGCUGGAGACCAUGGCAACCUGCGACGCACCAGCAGACAGGAGGAGCAUGGAAUAUCUGAGGGAGAAAAAUGGAACCUACCUGGUCGCGCCGGUCUCGGCUACGGGAUUGGACCCUUACCUUUCCAACAAGGGGCUUGCUGGGCUAAGGUUCAGAGAGGUAUGGCGCCAUGAAAAGCACUUCAACUUUGACGACCUGGAUUGGGGGGAAGACGGCGUGUGGAACACUCUCAGUCGACUCUUCGGAAGACGGGGACUUGCUGUCUGGAGGGUUACCAAGAGUUGCCCUGAGAGGAAAGGGUAACGGCCGUACCACCUUAAAAGUAAUCUAAUCCUAGCGUUUUGUGUUUGGCAACAUGAGGUUCAGCUGUGCAGAUAACUUGAAGUGGAAUACUCGAGCAACGGUGGAAAGGCAGUCAAACC